CGGCUGCCCAUUCGGGGCUGACGAUCACGUACAUAACGCGCUCUACACGUGAUCGUUCACCUCGUGCGACGCGCCUGCCGCCCGCGCCGCCCCGCGGUUCGAGUUGGACGAGCGCGUGAAUGCAGCCUUCCCGCGUAACCUCCAAUUGAGUAUCUCUACCCAUCCCUGCUCUCGAAAACUCUGGCUGCAUGCAGUGAGUCUACAGACCAUCUGCGGUGCACUUCCGGUUCCAUCUACUAUCACUACAACGCGUGGCACGGUGGUCCGACUGCCGCCAUCAUCUCAAUCGGGACCACAGUUCGCUUCAGUGAACUUUACCCAAUAUGUCGGAUGAGGCAAUCCGUUAUCCUCGGUAUAUCGCCAACUGGUGGCUCGGUGAUAAACUUGGGGAAGGCUUUUCAGGCGCAAUCUUCCGCGCAACCCACCUACACACACGGCAGCAGGUCGCUGUCAAACUCCAACCCAGCGACAUCGACUGCCCCACGAAUUCCUAUGAGCGCAACUUCUACCCAGCGCUCCAGGGCGGCACCGGCAUGCCCACACUGUGGGCUUCUGGCGUGGAGAGAGGCUUUGACUUUCUCGCCAUAGACCUCUUGGGCCCUAGUCUUGACUCCCUCUUCCGGCGUAGCGGCAAGAACGUCAUGGACCUGCGCAGCGUAUGCUGCAUUGCAAUGCAAGUGAUAGAACGCCUGGACUUCAUGCACUCGCGCGGUGUACUCCACAGAGACAUCCAACUGGGGAACUGCGUCGUCGGCCUGCCACCGCACGACCAGCUGAUCUACAUGAUCGACUUUGGGUUCUCAAAGUUUUACAUCGACAGGCGCACAGGGCGUCACAUCCCCGAUAGCAAGCAGAAGCGUGAUUUCAUCGGGAACUAUUGGUUCAGCUCCGUCGGCGUCCACUGCAGGGGCAAGGUACCCUCGCGGAGAGACGACAUGGAAGCAGCCGCACUCAUGCUCAUUCACCUCCUGACGCCGGGCGGACUCAGUUGGACACGCAAUGGGGUGCCUAAGACUGACGCAGCGCACGAGCGGCUCAAGCGCGAGAAGCGCGAUGCCCGCCCUGAAGACCUCUGCAGGGGCCUGCCCGCUGAAUUCGAGGAGUUCCUUCGGUACUGCCGGCGGCUCAAGUUCAUGGACUGCCCUGAUUACGCGUACUGGCUCAAUGAGUUCCGCGAGCUCGCGAAGGAGAGCGGCUUCCCAGAAAACUCGCUCUUCGUUUGGCCUCCUCCAGAACCCGUUCGCUCAAUACAUGUUAUCCCUCCCAGGCAGCCUGGAGGCGUCUCGCCAAGGACGGUGGACGGCAUAUUGCACGACCUCGCGAACAUGCACUUGGGCAGCAGACAGGUCCUGGGCGAGCGGAAUACCAACGCGAACAAGCCCCGCAAGGACGAGAAUGACGCAGGGCGCGGUCCGGCGAACGCCAUCGUCAUCAGCAGCGCGAACGAGAACCCGCGCAAGCCGCAGUCAGUCGUGCGCAUGACGAAGGCGACGCACCUCACGAAGCUGGCACGGGCUGUGAGCGACGCGCGGGACAAUGAGAACCUCUCGAGGGUCGUGCAGGAGUUCGUGGAGCUGCUCCAGGCGAGCCGCUCGCGGACGCUGACGAAGGAGGGCUUCACCGUGCUCGACGCGCUCUACAAGCAGCUCGCGGACCCGUCCGUGUACAUCAUGCCCCUGCGCACGUCGCGCACGAGCGACAAGGAGCAGGCGGCGGGGUCGGAGCCGCGCUACGUGAAGAUGAACAAGCUGUUCCAGCUGAGGACGGGCGUCGUCUCGGCGCAGAACAACCGUGCGCUCGCACAGCUGGUCGCGGAGUUCGGCGCUGUCAUCAACAAGAGCAACGGGCGGACGAUCACCAAGGACGCGUUCGGCUUCUUGGAAAACCUUGCUGCUAGGCUGCAGCAACUGGCUUAGGCCAGUCGUGCAUGGACUAUCGUACUCUUGACUUUCUUGCGUGUACCGCGAUUCGGCACACCCUACAGUACCACUUGGCUUAGCAUGUUGUAUAAGUUAGUAGCUGUGCGUCUCAGACGAUGACUCGUCAUUCUAAUGCGACUUUCUGCGCGCGAAGGUCGCUAGAGUUUUAACGUUUAGUACUUAGUGGGACGCCCGAUUGAGUCCCUACGUGACGCCCCGCAUCUCCCUUGCGUUUGGG
Molecule: messenger RNA, 2157 nt
Organism: Rhodofomes roseus
Lineage: Eukaryota; Fungi; Basidiomycota; Agaricomycetes; Polyporales; Fomitopsidaceae
Product: kinase-like domain-containing protein
Exons: 5
Coding region: 324-1916 (530 amino acids)
Biological process (GO): endocytosis; signal transduction; peptidyl-serine phosphorylation
Cellular component (GO): cytoplasm; nucleus
Molecular function (GO): ATP binding; protein serine/threonine kinase activity
Source: RefSeq, a predicted model, not a curated record